Molecule: messenger RNA, 603 nt
Organism: Papaver somniferum (opium poppy)
Lineage: Eukaryota; Viridiplantae; Streptophyta; Magnoliopsida; Ranunculales; Papaveraceae
Product: CDGSH iron-sulfur domain-containing protein NEET-like
Exons: 2
Coding region: 125-451 (108 amino acids)
Biological process (GO): regulation of autophagy
Cellular component (GO): mitochondrial outer membrane; intracellular membrane-bounded organelle
Molecular function (GO): 2 iron, 2 sulfur cluster binding
Source: RefSeq, a predicted model, not a curated record
UUCAUAUCACAACAUCUCUCAUUCACUCUUUCUAUCUAUCUCGAGAUCUUUACAAGCAACCUGAAGUUUACAGUUCACUCCUGAAAGAUACAUAUUAACAAAUUUAGCUAGAGAGAUUGAAGAAAUGGCAUCAUCAAUGGUCAAUGUGUUUGGGGCUAGAGUAUCAUACAGCCCAUCACCAAUGAAGUGUGUAAUGACAAGAUCGGUUUCAACAACAACGAGAGUUAAUAGUGUUAGUAUCAGAGCAGAAGCGAUAAACCCUGAUAUAAGAAAGACUGAAGAGAAAGUAGUGGACGCUGUAGUGGUCACUGAACUGUCAAAACCCCUCACUGCCUAUUGCAGGUGUUGGAGGUCAGGGACAUUCCCAUUAUGUGAUGGAGGUCAUGUGAAACAUAACAAAGCUACUGGUGAUAACGUAGGCCCAUUGCUCUUGAAAAAACCCAAAGAAUAAUUUUCUGUUUCUCUCUAUUUUUGUUGGAUGAGUUUGGAGAAGAAUUUUGUUACAUAUAUGUAAAAGGGAAGGAUUUUUACAUUACUACUAGUUGUUUAACACUCUCGUCUUCUUUCAUGUUAUAAAAAUGUUCUCUUUUAUUUUGCAAUUUA